Molecule: messenger RNA, 1620 nt
Organism: Penicillium manginii
Lineage: Eukaryota; Fungi; Ascomycota; Eurotiomycetes; Eurotiales; Aspergillaceae
Exons: 1
Coding region: 1-1620 (539 amino acids)
Source: RefSeq, a predicted model, not a curated record
AUGAAGACUGCCACAAUCCUCUUGCUCGCGAGCGCAGCUCUCGCAGCCCCCGCUGCCAACAAAACCCUGGAGGCUCGCAAGCCCUGCCUUCUCCUCGACGGCCUUCUGAACGGCGGAGGUAGCGGCAGUGCCGAUUCUUCAGCCAGCGGUGGUCUCAGCUCCAUUUUCGGCGGCUCCGCUGGUGCAUCCGGUUCGGGCUCAGGCUCAGGCUCGGCAGACCUUGGUGCUGACCUCGGCCUUGGUGGCUCUGGCAGUGCAUCUGGUGAUGCUUCUGGUACAGGAUCUGCUGGUGCUAGUGCCUCUGGCAGCUCUGGCCUCGGUGCUGGUCUCGGCCUUGGCCUUGGCGGCUCUGGCUCUGGUGGCCUUUUCGGAUCUGGCGGUCUCUUCGGCAGCGGAUCUGGCAGCGGAUCUGGUGGUGCCUCUGGCUCUCUGAGCGGUGGUGCUUCCGGUACUGGAUCUGCUGGCGCCUCUGGCUCUGGUAGUGCCUCUGGCGGCGCUUCUGGCUCUCUUGAAGGUGGUGCCUCUGGAUCUGGUGGUGCUUCUGGAUCUGGCGACGUUUCUGGCGGUGCCUCUGGUUCUCUUAGCGGCGGUGCCUCUGGUACUGGAUCUGCUGGCGCCUCUGGCUCUGGCGGUGCCUCUGGCGGUGCCUCUGGUUCUCUUAGCGGUGGUGCUUCUGGCACUGGAUCUGCUGGCGCCUCUGGCUCUGGCGGCGUUUCUGGCGGUGCCUCCGGCUCUCUCGGAGGAGGUGCUUCCGGCUCUGGCGGUGCCUCUGGUUCUCUUAGCGGUGGUGCCUCUGGUACUGGAUCUGCUGGUGCGUCCGGAUCUGGUGGUGCUUCUGGCGGUGCUUCCGGCUCUCUCAGUGGCGGUGCUUCUGGAACUGGAUCUGCUGGUGCCUCUGGAUCUGGCGCUAGUGCUAUUGGUUCUGGUGGCUCAGGUGGUGCCUCUGGCGGUGCCUCCGGCUCUCUCAGCGGUGGUGCCUCUGGUACUGGAUCUCUCGGCGCUGGCGCUUCUGGCUCUCUUGGAGGCGGUGCCUCUGGUGGUGCCUCUGGUUCUCUCAGCGGUGGUGCUUCUGGAACUGGAUCUGCCGGUGCCUCUGAAUCUGGCGCGAGUGCUAUCGGUGCUGGCGGCUCUGCUGGCGCUUCUGGCGGUGCCUCUGGUACUGGAUCAACUGGGGCGAGUUCUUCUGGCGCACCCUCCACCUCUGGAUCUGGCUCUGGCUCCUCGGGCGCUGAGGGUUCCGACUCGGGCUCUGCUGGCGCUGGGGCUUCUGGCAGCGGCUCCACUGGUGCUGGCGGUUCCGGAUCUGCUUCGGGCGGCGCUGGUGCUUCUGGAAGCGUAGAGGGCUCGGGCUCGGGCUCUGGCUCUGGUACUUCUCCCUCUUUCAGCACUAGCACCAGCGUCACUUGGGCGAUCCCUGGCCCUACUGGCACCUCGGGUGAGGGUUCUGGUUCUCUGUCAAUUGGUGGUUCCCUUGGAGCUCAGGCUACCGCUGCUGCCAACGCGCAGGCCACCGCCAAUGCUAGCGCCAACGCUUCUGCCAACGCUUCUGCCAACGCUGAUGCUUCUGCUGAUGCUUCUGCCAAUGCUUCUGCCAAUGCUGUCGCCAACGCGUCUGCUUAA